GGACUUGGAACCUGUUGAAUGCAUGAUGCUAAAGAAUAAGCUAUACGUUCCGUUUAUGAUCCUGGAGGGAAACUAUAUGUUGUGGAAUAAGCACUUCUUCUCUGAUUUGCUACAUACUGGUUGGGACUGCAUUAUUUUAUCAUUCCAAUUUUAGAUUUCAAGUCUCAAUUAAACCUCACAGGACAUGAUGAUGGAUGACAGCAUGCACCAAGCCUCGACCGUCCUGUUAGAUGAUGCAGCCAGUCUAGUCAUUUCUGAUGCAACAGCUGUCACUCAAGAAAAGGAGCAGGUGUUCAAAACGUAUUUGAUGACACAUGAUCAGAUUGACAAUAUGCACCAAAUAAAAGAUCCAGAUGAGAAUCAAAACUGUGGAAGCAUUACAGAGACCAACGUAUUAUUUAAAAUGGGAAAUGACAUAUUGGGUGCAUGCUUUAAUGCUGAAUCAGCAGCGAAAAUGAGUGAUUCGUGCAUGAAGUGUCAACAUCUAAUUGAGGACCAUCAGAGAUCAAUAGACCGGGAUGCUGUCAGAAGCUUGGAUGAGUCCAAUCUGACUCACAGGCAGGGCGCUUCACGCUUUGUUGAGGACAAAAUGCAAACUGAGACUGUCCCUCUGUUGCGUAAAGUCAGCGAGGAUGUGAAAGACUGGUGUCAGAUUGAUAAAGAGAGAUCCCAGGCAGAGCAGAGGGAGGGGACCUCGGCGCCUGCCACUUAUUGUAUCACUGCAGGAACGCUGCCAACACUUGAGCCUGGACCCCCAGGCAGUGCGGGACACAAGCCUGUGCAGAGUGAGAGAGACCCACACGGCACGAAGGGAAACCCGGUAUCGCAGUUCAGACAGGAACGGUGGGGAAGUAGAAACAGCUAUGCCCACGAAUACACUUCUGUGUGCCUAGGCAAUGCAGACUUGGUCAUUGAAGUGUCGGGGAAAAAACUUCAUGCGCAUAAAAGCGUUUUGUCAGAGAAAAGUGACUAUUUCAAGGCGCGGCAAUCCAGGGAUGUACUGAAAGUGAAGGGGGUGAGUUUUAAGACUUUGACCACAUUAAUGGACUACAUUUACACAUACCAAAUGAAAGUUGGCAAGGAAAAUAUUGUAGAGGUCAUCAACGGGGCUAAAAUUUUGCAAGUCCCUUGCGCAGUCCAAGCAGCUGUCGAUACAAUGUCGGAGCAGAUCACCGCGGAGAACUGCUUCGAGAUUUUGACAAUAGCCAAGAGGCAGCGAUUAAACGAGUUGAAGGAAAAAGCCUACAAGUAUAUGAGUGACAAUUACUUGCAAGUACUGCGCAAUCCCGCAGUCUAUGGGCGUUUGACGGGAGGUGAGAGAGAAUAUAUUCUCGCCCAACGAACAGAAGGCAAGAAGGUAUUAAUGGUGGCUGAAAUCAACGAGGUGUAUGAUCGCGUCGGGAGCAGACCUCCGAGCCGUGAGAAUAGUCGUCCUCAGAGCCCGUUAUCGAUGGUAUCCCUUGAGGAGAACCACAUGAUACACUACUACGAUGAAGAGACAAAGGAGUGGAAAGUGCUGACCAAGAUGCCGGAUGAAAUCAACACAAAGGGUUCGGGGAUAUGCACCAUGUACAAUUACCUGUUCGUGGCAGGUGGGAUUAAGGGACAGGGCGACAAAGGCAAGGUAUCGGACAAGGUUUUCUGCUACAACCCUCUCAAUGAUAGCUGGAGUGAAAUCCGACCACUCGGCCAGGCGCGUUCUCAGCUCAAAUUGGUGUCCAUGGAUGGCUACCUGUUCGCUAUCGGAGGGGAAUGUCUGUUCACGGUCGAGAAAUAUGACCCACGGAUGGAUAGAUGGAGCUCCAUUGCUCCUCUCCCAAAAGGGGCGUUUGCCGUGGCACACGAGGCAACAACCUGUAACGGAGAGUUGUUCGUAUCUGGUGGAUCUCUUUUUUACCGCCUGCUGAGAUAUGAUACAAGGAGAGAAGAAUGGGAGGAGUGCCCUUUCAAUAACAGCAGAAAGAAAUCUACGGACAUGGUUGCGUACAAGAACUUCAUCUAUAGGUUCGACGUCAACCGUGACUAUGGAGUCAAUGUCUUCAAAUACAACACCGUGGUAAAGAUAUGGCACGAGAGUGCAUCCUUGGAGCAGGACAAUCCCCUGCCAUUCCGCUGCGCAGUCAUUGGCAACCGUAUUUACUGUGUGAACAAGUCCCAAACAUUGCAGUUUAUUGUUGAGGAGGAGGAUGAACUGUUUUUAACGGAGGCGCUCAAAGCACCCACAGAGCCCAAAGGUGCCCUUGUCCCAUUCGUUCUAGCCCUCCCUAAAAGCCCCUGAGACUGUACAACAUAUUUCACCAAAAUAGUCUGGACUGUUGCCAGUUCUAGUGUGCUUGACAGUGAACAGACAUUUCUGAAUGUUAUGAAUAUUUAUGGACAUUUUCAUGUUACUUCAAAAGUAGAGUAAUGUCCUACUUUUUAUACUAUAUAAAUGUGUACAUAUACACAUAUAGGCCUAUAUAAUUUCAGAACCCUGUCUUGUUACUGUAUGAAACAAAAAAACCUGCAGUUCAAAUUCUUUAUCUGAGGAAUUAAAAUGUGACUAGUUUCAAAGAAGCUAUUGCCAAAGGCAGAGCGGGCACUAAAAUUGAGUGAAUAUUAUUUCCAAUGUAUUCAGUUAUGCCAGCAUGUUACAUGACAUGUAAUAUUGCAAAGUACAUUAAAUUAAAAUGUUAUUGUAAGUGACUCAUUAUCCAGUGGAAUAUACAGUAUAGUUCUCCAAUUACACUUUUACUUGAAAAAAUAAUCCCCCAUUUUUACUUUCUUGAAACAUUCAAACAUGGGGAACUAGCCACUGAGACUGAAAAUGUCUAGUUUCCAAAUGUGAUGUUGAAUCUCCCUCCAACAUAUUUGGAGGGAGAUUCAACAAAUUGUGUGAGAUGCGGUAGAUAGUGAGGUUAUCUUAUCUUAUUAUUCCAUCUCACUGGGGCAAGUUUGCAACCGCUCAUGAAUCCAUCCAUCAACGGACUGCAGUUUGUGAAACAAAUGAACUCUCGUACAAGAGGCUGUGACGUUCUUAGAUGAGACAGUAGCGGUUGUGGAAGGUUCCUUUUGCAGGGAGCUGGAAACAAAUGACAGUUUCCGGAGUGGCUCUGUUGCUGUGUGGCUGAGACAUGCUUGGUCUCCCUGCUCACCAGCCAGGGACAAAGAGGAGGUCAUUCACUCAGGCCUCAAAAGGAAAAGGCUUACUGAGAAUAUGAGCCUGUCGGCCAUCGAAUGGAAAUGUGAUUGUGUCACAGACAUGCACAAACACACAGUGUGUAGCUAGUGUUCAAUGCCAAGUCUUGGUGGGCCCAUAUGCUGUGGACACUGCCUUUAAAGGUCUUCCCCCGGUUUGACAGUUGAUCUGUUUGAAGGUAACAACUGUUUCUGUCAUUUUUCUCCUAUGAUCCAGUUUCAAAGUCAACGUUGUCUCAAGAGAUGUACACUCACCUCUCUGGUAAAUUGUAAUGAAUGCACCUUUGAAAACAAAUCUGUGCCACACCCACUUCAGAGAAGGACAAGGCGAUACCUCUCUGUAACCCCAAUCCACAUUCGUCCAUUAAUAGCAGUAUUUAUAACUGUGAUGAUUACAUUUCCUCUCUAUAAUCAAAUGAAAGUCUUAAGUGCUUGCAUUUUUACGUGAGAAUGUGACCU
Molecule: messenger RNA, 3636 nt
Organism: Osmerus eperlanus (European smelt)
Lineage: Eukaryota; Metazoa; Chordata; Actinopteri; Osmeriformes; Osmeridae
Product: kelch repeat and BTB domain-containing protein 11-like
Exons: 1
Coding region: 185-2278 (697 amino acids)
Molecular function (GO): protein binding
Source: RefSeq, a predicted model, not a curated record